Panthera uncia (snow leopard) is the source of this 5788-nucleotide messenger RNA. RefSeq names its product TDP-glucose 4,6-dehydratase (gene TGDS). The transcript is spliced from 13 exons. Lineage: Eukaryota; Metazoa; Chordata; Mammalia; Carnivora; Felidae. Bases 142 to 1209 code for a protein of 355 amino acids. Gene Ontology annotation, molecular function: dTDP-glucose 4,6-dehydratase activity. The record is from RefSeq and is a predicted model, not a curated record. Gene Ontology annotation, biological process: nucleotide-sugar metabolic process.
UCGGCCCAGCUCCGGAAGCUGCUGCUGCCCACCCCACUGACGUGUCGGGGCAGCGAGACGUGUCGCGAAAAGUCGCGGUGGAACUUACCUGCGGUGUACAGAUCUGGCGCUUUACGCUGCUAGGCACUGCUGAGCUGGGAGAUGUCGGCUGCGGGCAGGGCGGAGCCCUUGGGUCCUCCCGGCAGCUUUGCGAAGCGGCUCUUGGUGACCGGGGGUGCUGGUUUCAUCGCAUCACAUGUGAUUGUCUCUUUAGUACAAGAUUAUCCGAACUAUAUGAUCAUAAAUCUAGACAAGCUGGAUUACUGUGCAAGCUUGAAGAAUCUUGAAACCAUUUCUAGCAAACAAAACUACAAAUUUAUACAGGGUGACAUAUGUAAUUCUCACUUUGUGAAACUGCUUUUUGAAACAGAGAAAAUAGAUAUAGUGCUACAUUUUGCUGCGCAAACACACGUAGAUCUUUCAUUUGUACGUGCCUUUGAGUUUACAUAUGUUAAUGUCUAUGGCACUCAUGUUUUGGUAAGUGCUGCUCAUGAAGCCAGAGUGGAGAAAUUUAUUUACGUUAGCACAGAUGAAGUGUAUGGAGGCAGUCUUGAUAAGGAAUUUGACGAAUCUUCACCCCAACAACCUACAAAUCCGUAUGCAUCAUCUAAAGCAGCUGCUGAGUGUUUUGUACAGUCUUACUGGGAACGAUAUAAAUUUCCAGCUGUCAUCACACGAAGCAGUAAUGUUUACGGACCACAUCAAUAUCCAGAAAAGGUUAUUCCAAAAUUUAUAUCUUUACUACAACACAACAGGAAAUGCUGCAUUCAUGGAUCAGGGCUUCAAACGAGAAAUUUCCUUUAUGCUACCGAUGUAGUAGAAGCAUUUCUCACUGUCCUCAAGAAGGGGAAACCAGGUGAAAUUUAUAACAUCGGAACUAAUUUUGAAAUGUCAGUUCUCCAGCUUGCCAAAGAACUAAUACAACUGAUCAAAGAGACCAAUUCAGAGUCUGAAAUGGAAAACUGGGUGGAUUAUGUUAAUGAUAGACCUACCAAUGACAUGAGAUAUCCAAUGAAGUCAGAAAAAAUACAUGGUUUAGGAUGGAGACCCAAAGUGCCUUGGAAAGAAGGAAUAAAAAAGACAAUUGACUGGUACAGAGAGAAUUUUCACAACUGGAAGAAUGCAGAAAAGGCAUUGGAACCCUUUCCAGUACAACCACCAUUUGUAUAGUCAAGACAGUUUUCAGAGAAAGAAGAAAAUUAUCCUACCUCCACAAGCCAUGGGAAACCAAGUGACCAAAUGGUGUCCUCUUUUCUUUUGGAAUUAGAUUCAUGACUUUUUGCAUAAAAUUCAAAUGCAAAACACCUCAAUCUUUAGAAUAGGUUUGGUGCUGGCAUAGGAUUUAAAUUUCAAGAUUCUUUCCAAAAACCUUUCUCCUGAAAGUUAGGCACCAGAAGGCCUAGAAAGACCUUUCGUAGGAAGGGGCCAGGAAAAUGGAAUCUCAUGGUUCUGAGAACAAGGACCGAGCCCAGUUCUGCGCUGACGACAGCCUUCGCGGGCCCUGAACUCAGUUGCCCAACCUUCCCCACUGCCUACAAAGUCUCUCAAGUUUCCAUUUUUAGGCAACAUAGGAUGAGCUGUCUGUCCUCAUUCAUCUUUUUUAUUAAAGGUCUGAUAUGCUAUAAUUGCUUUAAAAGUGGAACAAUGGAAUCAUAUCUAGCACUUUUUAACUUUAGAUAAUUUUGUAAAAUUAAGUUAAAUGUUUUUUAAAAGAAGGAUGUAGUUUUUACAUUUUCAAAAUCAGUUGUUGGACUAUAUAUGAGUAAUCUCAUAUGAGAGAUUUUUAUCAUGUAUUUGCCAUUUAAAAUGAUUUUAUUUAUAAAAGUAUCAAUAUUGUAACGUAUUUAAUGUAGAAUGUGGCUUUAUUUUUACUAAGGUAUGUUUUUAUUUUGCUGUAGAAAAAAUUUUUAAACAUCUUGAUUAAAUACUUUUAAUUCCUCUCUCUCCUAAAGACUUUAAGAUGGCUUGAAAAAGCAGCUGACUGGAUAUUGCAUUGAGAAAGGGUGAGGAGUUCAAGGUUGUGCCCAGCUUUCUGGCUUCCAUGCAUGUGUGAUGACUUCUUUCCUCCGUGAAGUGGAAAGCUAGGUCAUUCACUCACAGGUGGUUAAAAGUAAGAGGGGUAAGGGUGGAGUAAGGGCCUCGAAGAGGUGGAGAUUGCGAAAAGAAUAAGCAGCUCCAAAGUUGGAAGAGGAUUUGCCAAGCAGGAGUGAAACACAAACUGACAUUGAACACGGUCAUUUCAGGAUUCUGAGAUGUGGGGGCACCUGGGUGGGUCAGUCAGUUAAGCAUCAGACUCUUGAUUUCGGUCAGAUCGUGAUCUCACGGUUUGUGAGUUCAAGCCCCGAGUUGGGCUCUGUGCUGAGUGUGGAACCUGCUUGGGAUUCUCUCUCUCCCUCUCUCUUUGUCCCUCCCCUGCUUGUGGUCUCUCUCUUUCUCAAAAUAAAUAAACAUUAAAAAAAAAAUAAUUCUGAGAUGUGCAAAGUGGAUUUAUCCAGAGGUGGGCAUAGUAGGAGUCGGGAGGGGCCGAGGGGCAGAGGGCUAAGAAUGAGCAAAGAGUGAGGCCCCCUGGUCCUGACUGUUUAGGGAAGAAAAUUCUUCCUGGGGGUUGGCUGUAGCUAGAGGAAAUGGAGAGGGGACCAGGCACGGAGGUGUGGCAGUGAGAGGUUGGGGAGGCUGGGAAGUUACAGGCAGAAAAUGGGACCAACUGAGAGCAGAUGGUCUUUUGGUAGAGUCUGGUCAUUGAGGGUAGAUAACAAAAACACUGUUUUCUGUGGCAUUUAGUUUUGUACAUAUUUUUGUGUGCCUUUAUUCCCAACUUUAAUAUACUCAAUAUGGCUUAACUUUAUCAUUUAUUUAGUCUCAGGAGAUGACUGGACAGGCAUUAAGAACAUAUAAUGAAAAACCAGUGGAAACAAAUUUAUGCAAAAGUGUUAAAAAAAAAAAUGAACGUUCUACAUCAUAUGUCAUCAGAGAAGCGCAGAUUAAAACAAAAACUGGAUACCUAUUAGAAUGACCAAAUCUGGAACACUGACAGCAACAAAUGCCGACGGGUGCGGAGCAACAGGAACUCUCCUACACCUGCUGUUGGGAAUGCAAAAUGGUACAGCCACGUUGGAAGACAGUUUGGCAGUUUUCUGACAAAAGUAAACAUACCUUUACCACAUGAUCCAGCACUCACACUCCUUGGUAUUUACGCCAAGGAAUUGAAACUAUGUCCACACAAAAACCUGCACACAGAUGUUUCUAGUAACGUUAUUCAUAGUUGUCGAGACUUGGAAGCAACCAAGAUGUCCAGUAGGUGAACGGAUAAAUAAACUGGUGCAUCCAAACUGCAUGAGCUGUCCAGCCACAGAAAGGACAUGGAGAAAGCUUACAUGCACAUUACCAAGUGUAGGAAGCCAAUCUGAAAGGAGCGUGCGGGAAACAUGCUGAGACAAAGUAACGCCUGUAAUGAUAAAAGAGGAAGCAAGAUUGGGCAGGAUAAUGGUGCUGGCUCGGGCUCUGCAGGCAGAAAGGGCAAAUCCAUAUGGAAAACGUUAUCUCUUGUGAGAAUAAACCACUGGCCCUUUCAGGAUGCAAAGGGCUCCAAUGGAGUCAACUUGCCACCAAGUACCUGAUGGGUUUCUUCAAGGGAUCGUGCCAUAUUGGGGCUCAGCCUUUGUCUGUUGCCAGCAGGAUGGAUGUGCAGAAGUGGCAGUGGCUAGAUUGGCCUUGAACCACAGGUACUUGCACUGUGAUUCCCCCACUGGGGCUCACCAUAACAUCUCUGCUAUGACCCUUUCUACGACCGACAUCUCCAAUACCACAGGGCCCACCAGAGCACAUGGCCCGAGUGGCAGGGGGAGUUGUUCCCCAGCUUGGACCUGCUGCACACAGCCCUUUCCCUGCUCCAGAGAGCCUUCGUGUCACUCUGUUUAUGGGCGGAAGCAUCAUCCCUAAGUGUGGAAUGUGUGGCCUCCAGAAUCCAAAGAGGCUACCAGGCACUGUGCUUCCCUUGUGGAAGGGGGUGCAAGAGGCAGCAGUUUGAUUUCGUCACUGCUCUUCUAAGAAUUUCCUGAAAUGGCAAGUCCUGAAUCUUCACAGGGUUUAUCUUCCACCCUCUAGACUGCACGUGAAUUAGCAACGCCACCAGUGUGCUACCUGCUCCUGCUGAUUCUGCCUGAUCAGCAGGAUGCCAUCAGUUUAAUAGAUGCAUGUGAUAUUCCACAGGACGGUCAGAAGGUCCAAGUCUCUUCAGAGAGCGGAACCAGUAACAGAGCCCCGAGGCAAAACUCUAAAUGCACCUGGUUCCUGAUAUUCUUUUUUGAUUGAGAUAGAAAAAACAUAUUCACCAGAUCAAUGGCUGGAUACCAUGUUCCAGGGACCGUAGACUCUGUUCUAGCAAAAGAGAUGCCACAUGGGCCCAGCAGCUGCUGUGGGAGCCACUACCUGACUGAGCUGUCAGUUGUCCGCAGCCAUUUUUUCCAGAAUCCACCCAGACUGGUGAAUUCAAUGGAGAAUUGAUGGGGAUCCAGCCCGGUUUCCUGAAAUCCUUCAGGGUGACACUCACCUUCACGGUCUCCUCCAAGUUGCGAUUUUGUUUUUGAUCUACUGUCUCUGCGAGAGAAGGAGUUCGAGCUGUUUGGAAAAACCUGGGACCCUGACACUUGGGAAGGGAAUAUCUGGGUGGAUACCCAUAAAGAUUUCAACUCUUCUUUUAACUAUUAAGUUUUGAGUUUGGUUUCAGGCCUUUUCUGUUCUCCUGGUUUAAGAACUAAGGCCCUCACGCUAAGUUGUCAGUGUCGGUUAACUGCCCUCAGCUUUUCAUCACGCUCUGUGGGGCAUCCAUGUGACUCACUAACAACCAAUCAAUUCCAUUGUCCUCAUAUGACUUGUUCCCUGAACUUCGCAAAUGCCUGAAUUAUUGCGAGUUUUAGCAUUUGGUUUGCCACCUUGUGCAAGGGACGCUCUGUGAGCCAUGCCCCACUCAGGUGGUAUUCUCUUGACCAGCCAGGCAGACAGUGCGGUGAUCUGUUCCCAAACCUAACCUCCCACCUGCUUGGUUGGACCAUCGGCCUCCGUUGGAUCCCCGGUGAAGGGGUGACGGAGACAGAGGUAGGGGUGCAGGCACUUUAUAGUGAGGGGGGAUGCUUGAUGAAAGGUGUGCAAGGGAGGAUGUGCAGGAGGAACCCAUGGGCUGCAGUGCAGGUCGGACAGCUGUGAAAAGAAAGGCGUGGGGAGACAGCCUCAGCCCGCGAUGCAGAUCUGCCCAAACACCAGGCGACUGGACAGGGAGCUCCAGAGCAAGCACAGCGUGUGGGAGGAGGUCUCGAACCGGGCAGAAAUGCGGGGUGCCCCGUUGUGGUCGGUCAUGGGCUGCAGGCUGCUCAGAGACAACUGAGAUGGGUCCCGAAGGCUCUGCAGUCAUAGGCUCUCAGCUAACCGCAGUCUUGGCAGCUUGCGUGUCAAGCUCCAUCUUGAAGGGAAAUCCAAGUGGUGAGACCUCCAGAGCUGCUACUGUGCUGUUUGCCCUGAGGAGGGUCCUGGGGCUUAUCUGCUCCCGACACAGACUUUCACUCAGACUGCUUGCUUUUAGUCCAGGGCCUUGCCCUCCCCCACCUCCCCUGGGCCCACCUUCCACAGCUCCUCGCGCUGUGGGGGCCUUUUGUGAGGUCAACCAGCCCAACCCAGAUGUUCUGAGAGAACUUUUUGCAGAUGACAUUUGAGUUGUGAUUUGUUUUAAAGGAUGACCCACAGUCAGCAGAGGAAA